CCCCUGGAGCUGAGGACGCUGUGCCGCAUCCCGGGCAUGCGAGACAUGCUGAGGAGGUUCCGGGAUCCUCCUGGCCUAAUGCAUUGAAAAAACAAAACAUUAAACAAGGUAGACGUUCGAUUGUCUUGAACAAUCGUCCUACUUCUCCAGACUGUGUCGUUACGGCCGCCCACAGUGCACAGGAGUGCUUUAAUACGCACCAACAUUAAACUCAAAUCUUGCAACACAGCAAACAGUAAGUCUGAUGAUGCGGGGUGCUCCUGUCAGUGUGGGUAACUGUUCCUGGCAGGAGAGAUGGACGGGACCAACGACAGCAGCCUUGGGGACUUCAUCCUGGUGGGCUUCUCCCACCACCCCCUUCUGGAGAGGGUCCUGUUUGCGGUCAUCCUGAUCGCCUAUGUGCUGACCCUGGUGGGCAACAGCGCCAUCAUCCUGGUGUCCCGGCUGGACCCGCACCUGCGCACCCCCAUGUACUUCUUCCUCACCCACCUGUCCUUCCUGGACCUGAGCUUCACCAGCAGUUCCAUCCCCCAGCUGCUCUACAACCUGAGUGGGCAGGACAAGACCAUCAGCUACGCGGGCUGCUCCGUGCAGCUCUUCCUGUUCCUGGCGCUGGGGGGCGUGGAGUGCCUGCUCCUGGCCGUCAUGGCCUACGACCGCUUCGUGGCCAUCUGCAGGCCCCUGCACUACUUGGCGAUGAUGAGUCCCAGGCUCUGCCUGGGGCUGGUGUCCAUGGCCUGGGGCUGUGGGGUGGCCAACUCCCUGGCCAUGUCUCCAGUGACCCUGAGCCUGCCACGCUGCGGGCACCGGCAUGUGGACCACUACCUGUGUGAGAUGCCGGCCCUCAUCCGCAUGGCCUGUGUGGACACGGCAGCUGUGGAAGGCAGCGUCUUUGUCCUGGCGGUGGGCAUCGUGCUGUGCCCCCUGGCGUUCAUCCUGGUCUCCUAUGGCUACAUCCUGAGGGCAGUGUUAAGGAUGCACUCCUCCUCGGGAAGGCACAAAGUCUUCAACACCUGCGGCUCGCACCUGACAGUGGUGUCGCUGUUCUACGGGAACAUCGUCUACAUGUACAUGCAGCCGGGCCGUGGCAGCUCCCAGGAGCAGGGCAAGGUGCUCACCCUCUUCUACAACAUCGUCACGCCCCUGCUCAACCCCCUCAUCUACACCCUCAGGAACAAGGAGGUGAAGGGGGCGCUGAGCAGGCUGCUGCUGGGGAGCAGAGAGGGAGAAGGCGUGAGCGGGGGAGCUGCAGCAGCAGGGCAAGGUCCUCACCCUCUGCUACACCACCGUCACACCCCUGCUCAACCCCCUCCUCUACACCCUCAGGAACAGGAGGUGAAGGGGGUGUUGACAGGUGGCAGCCUGUGGUUACUCUGUCUGUCCAGGCACUGACGCCAUCUGGCGGCAUUGGGCCAGACCUGCUGUAAGCCACAACCUCAACUCCUCCCUGUGCCCUGACCCCAGGUCUCAGCCAGGAGUCCAGGCUCUUUUGGACAGAACUGCUCCAUGCACCUGCCCACAGCUGACAUGUAGGGCAGCUCCAAGGUCAGACAGAGCGGGGAAGAGAGAAGCUUCCAGAAAAGCACAUGGGGGUGUGCGCUGCACUGUGGUCUGUUGCUCUCUCUGUUGGUGCCUUGCGGAUUCCAGGUCUUUUCCCCAGGAUGACCCAAAUCUCCCACUGCACUCGCCAUGGUCCCAGGGCUUCUCUUGUCUCACUGCCACCCAAGGUGGACUUCAGCAAGGGCGCAGUGUCACAGUACAGAUUUACAGAGUCACCGUUUCUCUAUGCGUCCACCCAACCUGUGGCAUUACCCCGAGGUCUGAGCUCCUGGAUGGACCCUGAUGGGAGCUGGCUGACCAGGCAUGCAGUCACCCCCAUGGCCUCAGCGCCUCUCAGGUUGGCUUUGGGCAGCGGCAGGACCUGACUGCGGUCCUCUCUGCCAUGAGCCAGGAGCACAGGUCUGAGGUCAGUUCUGGUGUCUGGUCCCCGGGUGACUGCCUGCUCAGCGAGCCUGCAGGUGAAGCUGCUGCUCAGACCAGGGAUGCUGACUUUGACUCCCAGUCCCCACAGGCUCCUGUUGACAAGGAGCAGGGUGCCUGCCUGUUUGUCGAGCUGCGUCCAGGACUCCCAGGCUAAAGAGCACGGUCCCUGCCCCUUCACACAGCUGCAGAGCAGGCAGCUUCCUGGGGGUCGUGACAGUGCCGAUUAUGUCCGUGCUGUGCAGGGGCCUGAGGCUCUGCAUUUCUGCACCACCCAGGUGAUGGCCUCGCUCCUGGGACCCAGACCACCUUUCCAUGGCCUGGAACUCGAUCCUCUG
This is a messenger RNA of Oryctolagus cuniculus (rabbit), 2318 nucleotides long. Its product is annotated as olfactory receptor 2W3. Lineage: Eukaryota; Metazoa; Chordata; Mammalia; Lagomorpha; Leporidae. Gene Ontology annotation, molecular function: G protein-coupled receptor activity; olfactory receptor activity. Gene Ontology annotation, biological process: G protein-coupled receptor signaling pathway. The record is from RefSeq and is a predicted model, not a curated record. Gene Ontology annotation, cellular component: membrane.